AGUCUACUUGGAGUUAAGUUAUUUGUGAUUGUGAUGAUCUUUUACCAGAAUGAGUGAUGACUCCAUCCCUUGUCCCCCAGAUCCACUGUACACACUUCGUCCUCGUGCAGGAGAGGUGACAGAUCUCCAGUUUGUUACCUUCUCUAGUGCUAGUAGUGGAUAUCUUAUUACUGGAACUACAUUUGGACGUAUUGGUUUGUGGGACCUUUCAUCAAAACGAGAACUUUGGUAUCAGGAUUGUGAUAACCCAAUACUCUCCGUGAACUCAUUACCGACCAAUAAUUAUCUGUUAAGCCAGUUGCGUAGCAAUGUAGUCACUGCCUGGGAUCUUGAAAAGGAGUGUCAGCUAUCAUCAAUGAGUAUUGACAGAACAGGAUUCUGUAAACUAGCAGUACUUGCAGAAGGUGCCAUACAAUCGAAUCUGAGUAUGGACUGUUUUGUUGUUGCUCAUUUUGAGCGUGGAAAGGUCAAUGUAUAUGAUUACAAAACUCAAUCCUGUAUGACUACUUUGUCUGUUGAAACACCUGGAGAUAGAGGAAUGUGCAUGUGCGUGUGUAUGUACAAUGAGGAAUCAACUGGUGUGACAUACGUUUUCGGAGGGUUUGAAGAUGGUAGCAUAGUACUGUGGGACACUAGGCAAUGUCAAAAAGAGCUGGCAUCAAUCAAGCUUUUCUUGGAACCAGUAAUGUGCAUGGCUAUGGACAGUGAGAAAAGUAGCAUUGUUGCUGGUUCUGCUACUAACAUUGUAGAGAAAGUGUAUUUUUCUAAGGACAAGAUUCAAAAGAAGUUUAGCGUGGAAAUAAAAAAUCCAGGUGUCGCAUCAUUGGCUGUUCGCAAUGGUGGAAAGAUUUUCUGUACUGGAGGCUGGGAUGGAAGGAUUCGAAUCUUCGGAUCAAAGAAGGGCAAACAUUUAGCAGUACUCAACUAUCACAGCUCUACAGUGAACACUUGUUAUUUCAUUCAAACUUCAGCACAAUCUGUUAAUUCAAACCUCAUUGUUUGCGGAUCAAAAGAUGAGAGAGUCAGUAUCUGGAAAAUUUAUUAAGUCAAUGUAUUUUAAUUAUAAUUAUAAUCAAUACAAUUAUACCACAUGUAUGUAUCAGUCUGUCAAUAAAAUUAGAACAGUCCAUGUUUUAUCUGCUGUGACACCGUGAAUUGUCCUAUUCUAAUAAUGUCUAAUACACCUGUUCCAGAAUCCAGAAAAAUAUUUCCAAAGCCACUAUGUGAUUUGGCUUGCACUUUAUCAAUGAGCUGCAUCGGAAUAAUAAUGACCACUUGCACACUAUUCAGCUAUGGCAUACCAUGAGAAAUUCCUCUAGGUCCACUCCUACUAUGACGUCAGUGUCAACUUCUUUUAAGUAUUGCCUUCUUUCUUCUAUGCUUGACUUGUCCCCUGCCACAUCCAAAGCAAAACACCUGGGAAAUGUAUACGCUCUCUCACUUGUGUGAAUGAUAUACUUACAGUUCCUUAAAGUCAAUAAGUCCAUCUUCAUUAAGAUCGAUUAUACGAAACUGAAGCUUGUAGUUGUCAAGUGUAGCCUCAUCCCACUUCGGCCACCUUUUAUUUAACUCUUUCGUUCUGCAUUCUGUAAGAAAUACUUUUUUUUUCCACGGAUAUUAAUUUCUGCUAUUUCGAAUAAAAUCGCAAAAAUGUGUACUCGCAGUGCAGAUAAUUGGAGGAAUCUCACUUGCGAGUAAUUAUAGAAACGCUAUUAAUUUCAUAAAUUUAAUAUGUUAUAGUUAUAACACGGGCACAAGGGAUGUAUGGAAUAUAUUGCACUGAAGCACGAGGGCGCCAGCCCCGAGGGCUGAGUGCAAUAUAUGCCAUGCAGCCCAAGUGCACGUGUUAUAACUAGUUUAUAUCCCGAGGGCAUAGCAACAUAACACUGUCCUAGUAACACAAUAUAAACAGCACAAAAAAAGACAGAGACAACUCUAGACACAGCUCCAUCUCUUCUCUCUUCUAGACGCCAGUAUCUGCAGCGUAUAAGAUUGGCAUGACCGACGAAUGGCGCCAUGGCUUGACACAAAAUUGUUGGAGUUUCAACUGAAAUCUGCAAAACAGCCCCACCCCACUUACUGCUGCUGCAAAACAGCCCCGCCCCACUUACUGCUGCAAAGAAACAGCCCCACCCCACUACUCAGUGAAUAACAUGUAUUAGCUGCUGGUCUACGCUCGGCCUCAUAACCAAGCCAAGAAAGCUCGCUUCUACACUGCUGCAAAACAGCUCAUGCCCACAGCAAAAAGAGCCACUUCUAGUGCUACGGUGAAGCAGAAUUGACAUGCAUCACGAUGUCGAGGACUAGGUCGAUCUAGGAACACAGAAUCUUCCACAAAAUGAAUCUUGGACAAUUUUAAAACCUGCAUGGUUGCAAGAAGAAACUCCAGCAGUGCUGAACAUUCAUUCCUGCAUGGCUGGACAUACUUUGAUACUCAUGCGUAUUAAUUUAAUUUUAAUUUAAUUGUCUG
This is a messenger RNA of Halichondria panicea, 2470 nucleotides long. RefSeq names its product guanine nucleotide-binding protein subunit beta-like protein 1. The record is from RefSeq and is a predicted model, not a curated record. The transcript is spliced from 9 exons. Bases 50 to 1045 code for a protein of 331 amino acids. Gene Ontology annotation, molecular function: protein binding. NCBI's taxonomy places the organism in Eukaryota, Metazoa, Porifera, Demospongiae, Suberitida, Halichondriidae.